Prionailurus viverrinus (fishing cat) is the source of this 891-nucleotide messenger RNA. RefSeq names its product splicing factor 3A subunit 2-like. The record is from RefSeq and is a predicted model, not a curated record. Bases 1 to 891 code for a protein of 296 amino acids. NCBI's taxonomy places the organism in Eukaryota, Metazoa, Chordata, Mammalia, Carnivora, Felidae. The transcript has a single exon.
AUGCGGACAGCAGGCAUGUCUGUGCUGUCUCUUUGCUGGCAUCCAGGACCCGGCACCCAGCACCCACAGGAGGACCCAGCACCCGGCACUCAGCACCCGGCACCCACAGGAGGACCCAGCCCCUGGCACCCACAGGAGGACCCAGCAUCUGGCACCCAGCCCCCAGCACCCACAGGAGGAGCCGGCACCUGGCACCCACAGGAGGACCUAGCACCUGGCACCCAGCCCCCAGCACCCAGCACCCGGCACCCACAGGAGGACCCAGCACCUGGCACCCACAGGAGGACCCGGCACCUGGCACCCACAGGAGGACCCGGCACCUGGCACCCACAGGAGGACCCAGCAUCUGGCACCCAGGCCCCGGCACCCACAGGAGGACCCGGCACCUGGCACCCACAGGAGGACCUAGCACCUGGCACCCAGCCCCCAGCACCCAGCACCCGGCACCCACAGGAGGACCCAGCACCUGGCACCCACAGGAGGACCCGGCACCUGGCACCCACAGGAGGACCCGGCACCCAGCACCCAGCGCCCACAGGAGGACCCAACACCUGGCACCCAGCCCCUGGCACCCACAGGAGGACCCAGCAUCUGGCACCCAGCCCCCGGCACCUACAGGAGGACCCGGUACCCAGCACCCAGCCCCUGGCACCCACAGGAGGACCCGGCACCUGGCACCCACAGGAGGACCCAGCACCUGGCAGCAGUACCUGGCACCCACAGGAGGACCCGGCACCCAGCACCCAGCCCCCGGCACCCACAGGAGGACCUGGCACCUGGCACCCACAGGAGGACCCAGCCCCCGGCACCCACAGGAGGACCCAGCAUCUGGCACCCAGCCCCUGGCACCCACAGGAGGACCUGGCACCUGGCACCCACAGGAGGACCUAG